Messenger RNA from Gasterosteus aculeatus aculeatus (three-spined stickleback), 7081 nucleotides. Its product is annotated as ankyrin repeat and IBR domain-containing protein 1. Lineage: Eukaryota; Metazoa; Chordata; Actinopteri; Perciformes; Gasterosteidae. Gene Ontology annotation, biological process: protein ubiquitination. Gene Ontology annotation, molecular function: ubiquitin-protein transferase activity; zinc ion binding; protein binding. The record is from RefSeq and is a predicted model, not a curated record.
CAACACUGAAGCGAUCCAGCCAGUCUCGCCCCUCCGCUCUCCCAGCACAGCAGCAGCAGCGGCGGCAUCGUCGUCCCCGCCGGGUCCGGUGGCAGCGAGGAUGGUUCAGUGGAAAAGCAGCCGGAGAUGCGAACCACAGUGACGAGAUAAUAAUGGCCCUCUAUGUACAGCAGGAGAACACUUAACCAUGUUGCUCUGAGUUAGGAAGAGGAGGAGGAGCGGAGAGGCAGACGGGCAUCUCCCUUUUGGUGGUCCUUUUGCAAACUUGAAGCGAUGGGUAACACAGCCACCAAGUUCCGCAAGGCCCUGGUGGGUGGCGACGAGGCCCUGGCCUGGCAGCUGUACGAGGGGAACCCUCAGUUCAGGGACGGCCUUGACCCGAAUGCAUCGUACGGAGAGCAGUACCAGCACAACACGCCGCUGCACUACGUCUGCCGCCACGCCAUGACGCGUCUGCUCAGGGCCUUCCUGUUCAGUAAAGAGGGGAACCUCAACAAGCGCAAUGUGCACAACGAGACCUGCCUCCACGUGCUGUGCCAAGGCCCGCAGAUCCUGCUGCUGCCAGAGGGAGCGCUGUCGCCGCGACUGGCCCGACCGCAGAGGGACGAGCAGCGCCGAGCCGACUCCCUGCAGAUGAGCCUCAGCUGGACCGGUGCCAGGCUGGAGGGAGGCCAGUACGAAAAGGCCAAUGUCAACGCCACCGACAACCACCACAGCACCUGUCUGCACUAUGCUGCGGCUGCAGGCAUGAAGAGCUGUGUGGAGCUGCUAAUCCAGAGCGAUGCAGACCUUUUUGUGGAGGACGAGGACAAGUUGACGCCAUGUGACCACGCCGAGCGGCAUCACCACACCGAGCUGGCCCUCAGCCUGGAGUCACAGAUGGUUUUCUCCUCCUCUUCAGCUCAGCAGUCAAACACGGACGCUCAUGGUGAAACCAACCUGCGGCAGUACAAAGAGCCUUAUGAGGGACUGAAACUUCAGGACCUGCGCAGGCUGAAAGACAUGCUGAUCGUGGAGACGGCAGACAUGCUGCAAGCCCCCCUCUUCACUGCCGAGGCCCUGCUCCGAGCACACGACUGGGACAGAGAAAAGCUUCUGGAAGCCUGGAUGUCGGACGCUGAGGGUUGCUGCCAGCGCUCAGGUGUGACCAUGCCCACCCCACCACCCAGCGGGUACAAUGCCUGGGACACCCUGCCCUCACCUCGCACCCCAAGGACCCCACGCUCACCACUCACGCUUACCCUCACCUCCCCGACCGACAGCUGCCUCACACCUGGAGAGGAGAGCCUGGCUUCGUGUGGGAUCUGUCUCUGCUCCAUCUCAGUGUUUGAGGAUCCAGUGGAGGUGUCCUGUGGACACGAGUUCUGCAGGGCGUGCUGGGAAGGGUUCCUCAAUGUAAAGAUUCAGGAGGGUGAUGCGCACAAUAUCUUCUGCCCGGCCUAUGAGUGCUACCAGCUGGUGCCGGUGCACGUGAUAGAAAGUGUAGUUUCCAGGGAGAUGGACCAGAGAUAUCUACAGUUCGACAUCAAGGCGUUUGUGGAGAACAAUCCUGCCAUCCGAUGGUGUCCUGCAGCACGUUGUGAGCGGGCGGUGCGGCUCACCCGACCAGGCCCCGGGGACAGUGACCCCCACAGUUUCCCCCUGCUGCCCUCCCCAGCCGUUGAUUGUGGCAAAGGUCACCUCUUCUGCUGGGAGUGCCUUGGCGAGGCCCAUGAGCCAUGUGACUGUCAGAUGUGGAGGAACUGGCUCCAGAAAGUUACAGAGAUGAAGCCUGAGGAGUUGGCAGGUGUGAGUGAUGACUAUGAGGAUGCUGCUAACUGCCUAUGGCUGUUGACCAACUCAAAACCAUGUGCCAACUGCAAGUCGCCUAUUCAGAAGAAUGAGGGAUGCAACCAUAUGCAGUGUGCUAAGUGCAAGUAUGACUUCUGUUGGAUAUGUCUGGAGGAGUGGAAGAAGCACAGCUCAUCAACAGGAGGCUACUAUCGCUGUACUCGCUAUGAGGUCAUCCAACAGCUGGAGGAGCAGUCCAAGGAGAUGACUGUGGAGGCAGAAAAGAAGCACAAAAGUUUUCAGGAGCUGGAUCGUUUCAUGCACUAUUAUUCUCGCUUCAAAAACCAUGAACAUAGUUAUAAGUUGGAGCAGAAAUUACUAAAAACAGCCAAAGAGAAGAUGGAGCAGCUCAGCAGAGCCUUCAUUUGCAGGGAAGGAACUCCUCCGGACACGCGUUUCAUCGAGGACGGUGUGAGUGAGCUGUUGAAGACACGACGCGUCCUAAAGUGCUCUUACCCAUACGGCUUUUUCCUGCAGCAAGGCAGCACCCAAAAGGAGAUAUUUGAACUAAUGCAGACCGACCUGGAGAUGGUUGUGGAGGACCUGGCCCAGAAGGUCAACCGGCCGUACCUGAGGACUCCUUGCCACAAGAUAACUAGUGCAGCACGUCUGGUGCAGCAGAAGAGGCAAGAAUUCCUGGCAUCAGUGGCCCGAGGUGUGGCGCCCAACGAUUCUCCCGAUCCGCCCCGCCGAAGUUACCCAGGAGGAUCAUGGGACUGGGAGUACCUUGGCUUCGCCUCCCCUGAGAUGGGGAGUCGUCACUCUGUACUGGGAGCAAGAGAUCCGAGAGAGAGACAGUCACAGGAUUAUGCUGACAUCCAGUACCGUCGCAGACACCGACCACGGCGCAGAGGAGAUAUGCUGAGUCUGCACAACCUCAGAAGCAGCAGCAACACACCAGAGACCAGUAGGAGGAGUGACAACGCAGAAAAUCCAGAGAGGAUUGAGGGCCGCAGGAGAGUGCUGGGCUUGCUGGAUGAAGACGAUCCGAACAUCCUGCUGGCCAUCCAGCUGUCCCUUCAGGAGUCUCGCAGAGAGCGAGACCUAGAGGGAGGGACGGAGGGGAGAGUGGAGCUGGACCGUGGACCUGACAGAGGACAGCAGAGGAUGCGGAGAACCUCGGGGGACGCGGGUGAUGUUACUUUGCAGUCUCUAAACACCGACUGUCCUCCAGGAGCCAGAGGCUCCUCCUUCCCCGCUGCUCUCCAGAAGCCCCCUCGACCCCCUAACAGGACAGACUCCACCUCUCAGCCUCCCAUGUCAAACCCUCUCCCGCUCCCGCCACCCCCUCCCUCCCUCAGUGCGGAACUGCUGGAGCUGGGAGACAGCCUUAUGAAACUGGGGAGCAUAACCGCUCCUUAUGACCUAGACACACACACGCAGGAGCAGCUGUGCUCUCACCAUGCAUACAACCACAGUACACACACCCCUCCUUACACCAUCGAACCUACUUACAGCGACUUCAGACCGGAACAAAACCCACAAACUACUCCAUACGCGCUUGACCAUGUUACCAUUACUGAUCCCAGUUAUGGCCACUCCAGUGGUUAUUUGUCCGAGGCUGAACACGCUGCCUCUUGCUCACUUGAACGCACCCAAGACCCGGCUCACUCUGGUUCACGUAACCGGGAGCACGGGACCCCGUGUGACGGCACCCCGCGACCGGACAUCUCCUACAACGCCGAACACGGCGGCUCGUACACUCAGACCGCUGCCUACGCUCUCAAACACCCGCCCAAAUCAGAGCCCCAGCCCCUCGCCCAGUUGUGCCUCCCGUCUCCAGAGCUAGAGCCGGAGCUGCUGCUCUCACCGGUGAUCCCCCCGGGGGGGGCUUUCACCCCCAGUCUGGAGCCCCUGGACCCAACAGCCAGUGCCCAGCUGCUGGACAACAUCAUGGCCUGGUUCAACAACAACAUUAACCCCCAGAACAACCCCCAGAGCCUGGCGCUCAUCCCCUCCCCACCCACCACAGAAACGGACUCCUCUCCUGACACACACACUGAGACUGAGUCAGAGAGCCAGACCUCCAGGGGCACGACCCCCGCCCUGCUCUGGCAGCCCCUGGAGGGCGAGCCAGAGGCUGGCGGUGGGUCGGCGAGCCCCCGCCGAGGCGCGGAGGGCCUGAAGACGUCGAGGCCCAGCACUCUGGAGCUAGAGAAGAGAGCGGACGCCGAGGAGGGUGCGGACGCAGGGUGCGUGUCUGAACUGUCGCUGGACGAAGCGCACGCGCACUCGUGUUCGCACUCGUGUUCGCACUCGUGUUCGCACUCGCAAUGUGGAAACAGUCCCGCACACACUGCCGCAGACACAGAGAGAGACCUGGACCUCAUCCUUCAGCUAGAGGGAGAACAGUCUUCUGUGGAGUGGGAGGAACAAGUACACCUGGUGUGACAGCAACAUUACGAUGUGGAGUGAGAACGAUAAUAAUGAUAAGAGAGAAGUGAAAGAAGGAAGAAAAUCUUUGGAGUGCUUACUGUAUGUAUUAUACUGCAUUUACAGGACACAAAACCCUGGGGAUUGUGUCCAGUAAAGAUGAUGUCAUACGCAGACGCAAGUGCUUUUGUCUGCUCAAAAAAUGAAAUAUUUGAAGUACAUCAAUGGAAUGCUACUGAUUUCAUAACACAUAAAAUGCUGCACAUGUUUUUGUUUCCUUACCUGUAUUUGUGUUGCCCAGGAUGAAGUUUUGGUGCUGAACUCCAAACCCGCCUCACUUUUUAGUUAACACGCCGACCCGACCGCAAGCUCCCUGGAGCCAAAUAUGCUAACUGUAACCUGGGAGCUUGUUCAGCGUACUGUACAAUCACAUGGGCCUAAUUCAGAUUUUUGGACCUUUGUGCACACUGUGCCUGUUUUGUUAGAGAGCAGACACGCUACGGAGGAUUUCUUUUGGCAGGCCGCAAACAACGGCAAUAUGCUUGUCUGCUCAGUGAACGUCACGCUAGCGCAACGUGCCAUCUGGGGAUUUAAUGACGGCUAUAAUUAUUUUGUAAAACGCCAGCGAUCACGUAAGAGAUCUAAUCUUGUCCCUCUACACGAGGAGGUCGGAGGUCAGAAUUCAGCAUCAAGCAUUCUUGUUGUGAGGGGGGGGAUUGCAGUAUUUUACACCUGCUUUGGCUCAGUUUUGUCAUUGUGCAAAACCCUUCCACCCAAAAUGCCUUUAUAAUAAUAUAAUGUUUGCCUCGAAUUUAUGGAAUACAUAACAUCUUUAGCAAAAGAUGUAUCCAGCUACAUUUCACAUUGCUGCAUUUGAAUCACAUUUCAAAACAAAUGGAUUUUAUUAAAUGCCAUCAAAGAGAAAUGAAUGCUAGAAGUAAGUAUUUGAACAUUCAGUCUUCAGAUACUUUUGUGUGAAAAGGGAAAAUGUUAUCAUCCAUCAAUUUGUCAGUUGGUACAUUGACAACUGAGCCAAAUCAAUCAAUACUUUAUAUGAAAAUUCAUUUUGUUUGCUUAUCACUUUAUCAUCUAUAUUCCACUACUGAUGGCUAGUGCAGUGUGCUGUUUGAUAGAUGAGAGCUGGGUUGGGGUUUAUUGUAGUUUAUCCUCUUCUAUUUCUAUUAUUUGUAUAGAACUGUUUUUUCAGUUUAGACCAGAGUUGUUGGGUCUGUGUGCCUUUUUUGUUUCAAUCAUAUUUGUCUAUGUUUUGGUAUUUAUUACUGUCAUCGCUUUUAUACAUGCAAAUCAAAGUUGUCUUUGAGGAUUAAUGGAGAACACACUACUUUGGCGGUUGCCAUAUACUGAGGUUCUUGAUGCACGUUGGUAUUAUUUGUCCUCACACCACAGGUUUAUAAUAUUUUAUUGUAUCCCCUGAGAAAAGCUGAAUUGCAGAUAAGUGAAAUAAAUUUGUUAAUUAUUUACACUUUACACACUUGUUUCCACUAUAAUUACGUUUUAUAUCCAUGUUGUUUGAAUGUGGCCUUUGAUUUUCUCGAAAAUGCGAUUCAGCACUCUUUUUAUCUUUAAACUUAAUUUCCCAACUGGAAUGUUUACAAGAUAAUUAAGCACUGCCUGUUGUGUUGAGAUAUGAUCUGGUGCUGCUGGGAGUGAAAUCAUAAUAAUGGAGUGUGUUUAUAUUCAUACUUUCAUGCCAAUCCAACAAAUGUUGAGAUAUCCUAAUUAAGUUGAAAUCUGUGUGUCUGCAUUAAAUGUGCCAAUUAUGCAGAAUGUGAUUUGAGAAAGCGCAUCACGUACGAUCGAAUAUUAAAUUUAUUUAAAGUCCGGGUGCUCCACUGAAGUGACAAAACCCCUAAAAUAACCAUGUUUUCUUUCUGUAUUCAACAUUAAACUGUGAAGGCGCUAGACAAGUUGUUAGGUGCUGAUGGAGACAUUUCAUGAGGCCUGCUGAGCUUGUGUGACCUAUAAACAUUUCAGACAUUGGUUGUUAAAUUAUUCCUUAAGAAAUAUUUACUUUAGUUAACUAUAGGAUAUGAAACAAGAAUCUGGACUCCUUUUAAUUUGCACAGGCAUGCUGUGUUGCACUAAUCAGGUGGAUGGGCAAGAUGUGGAAGGAUGAUUAGUGUUCUUUUAUUAUUUCCUUGUCUUGAUUUAGAAUUUGAUUUAUGGUGUCAUGGGAAUGGUCCUGUAUAAUAUGGUAGACCAUAUAUCAUAUUUUAAUGAUCCCUCAUAAAACCACUUGAGAAUAAUAGAAAAAUGAAAUUGCACUAGCAUAGAUUAUACUUGAUACAUUCCCAGUCGAUCCAUAAGAAGGGUUUGAUGUGUGGCCAAAACUGUAAAGGAAAGUGUCAGUGCAAAGUUUUCUCUCAAUAAAAACAACUGAAAGAUUGUCACUACAAGAUUUUUGAAUGGUAAAUACUGCCUUCAAUUAGAAAAAUUAGAAAAGAUAUUAUGCAGUUUUACUGCGUAAUACAAUUUUAAAAAACUUCAAUUCAUUAGAGUCAUAGUUAAUGGUUUGUAACACCGACUGUGGCAAGUUCAACUAGCUGCAGCAAAAAAAGCUCUGUGUUACUUUUGUGUUUAAUUUGUGCUUGUAGGCGUUGCAGUUUUUAUCUGCCCAAACUGGCAUUGUCAUGGAAAUGUUAUAUCUAUAAGUCAAGAUGUUAACUCUAUACCUUCAUUGUAAAAUGAAAAAAAACAUUUAAACAAACCCUCAAACAGAAAACUGCCGCUUUCUUUUUUUUCUAAAUAUGAAUUGCACAGGGACGUGUUUACUGAUUGCCCCCUAUUUCUACGAUGUUAUAACGUUUUUAAAAGCGUACAUGUUGUGAAUAAUUGUAUUAAUAAAAGGCCAAACCAG